This is a messenger RNA of Anarrhichthys ocellatus (wolf-eel), 1105 nucleotides long. RefSeq names its product SEC22 homolog A, vesicle trafficking protein (gene sec22a). The coding region runs from base 51 to 779 and encodes 242 amino acids. Lineage: Eukaryota; Metazoa; Chordata; Actinopteri; Perciformes; Anarhichadidae. Gene Ontology annotation, biological process: endoplasmic reticulum to Golgi vesicle-mediated transport. The record is from RefSeq and is a predicted model, not a curated record. The transcript is spliced from 5 exons.
UGUGUGUGUGUGUGUGUGUGUGUCUUCAGUGAGACUGCCUGAGCUGUAAGAUGUCGACAGUGCUGUUUGCCUCCGUGGUUCGGGUCGGAGACGGCCUCCCUCUCUCUGCGUCCACGGACUACGAGCAGGACAAAGAGCUGCAGGACACCAAGAGACACCUCAAGGGUCUCUCCAAGAAGCUCGGACAGUUCCCCGACCGCUGCACGCUGAAGACCGGUCCCUACAACGUCAAUUUUACGAGUGCGCUGGGUGUUGGAUAUCUGAUGGUUUGCACCUCAAACUACCCGAACGUUCUGGCCUUCUGCUUCCUGGACGAGCUGCAGAAAGAGUUCAUCGUCACCUACGACCCCAAACGCAUCGGGAGCGCUGUGAGGCCGUACUCCUUUAUCGAAUUUGACACCUUCAUCCAGAAGACCAAGCAGCGCUACAACAGCCCUCGCUCUCUGUCCACCAAGAUCAACCUGGCUGACAUGCAGACGGAGAUCAGGCUGCGACCGCCGUACCAGCUGUCUGCGGAGGACCUGCAGGCCGUCAACGGGUUCUCAGCGCGCACCUCCAAGUACAAGAACAUCGCUCCCUCCCAGAUGUUGGAGCCGGUGACUCUCUCGGGCAUCGUGUCCUGUGUCCUCAGCGUCCUGUGUGGAGGCCUCAACCUGCUGAGAGGAGUCCACGCUAUAGAGAGCAUCCUGCAGAACGACGACGAAGACUUUAAUUACGUGAUUGCCUUCUUCCUGGGCACGGCGGCCUGUCUGUAUCAGGUAAGUGAUGCUCUGCAGUGAGAGCGACUCGUCUCUGGCUGACUAACAGCGCUGCACUUUACAGCUCAGCAGCCUGUCAGCUCGACUAACAUUAGCAGAAAGCUCUGAGCCGCUCGACCGCCGCUUCCUUCUCUAAAGCGUUUCCAUCAGCUGCUGAAUCCACGAUGAGAGGAACUGAUAUCAGACGGGCUUCUUAUUUAGACUUAUUGUCUCAUGAAGGACGUUAAUGAUGGAAACAUGUCAACAGAGCAAGGUUCACGUUUUCCAUGACUUAUCCAGUGUUUCACAUUACCUACAGUCUAGUUAGUCCUGUUACAGCUUCAUAAUGAACCGUCUAUAUUCAUACA